UAACAACAAUUUAUUGAUAUAAAUGUUUGAUGACUUUUUGGAUUAUAUGAGUUAUGCUAUCUCCCACCAAGCAUAUGUCAUACAAUUUGGCUUUUAGCACUUGACUUCUUCUCUAUGGCUUGGUUUCUGCCGGCCAUCAUCCUAAGGUCGGAUCACAAAAUUAAAAAAAAAACUAAAGAUGCAGAAAACUAAGCACUUAUGUCUGCCAUUAAAAUGGCUCCAUGCUCUUUCAUCAACAACCUCUCACACCCAUAUAUUUUCUUCCUCUCCCCUUACCCUCAGUCUUUCGCUUUUCCGAUGAAGCUCAGCCGACCGGAGGUUGAUAAUGGCUGCCUUCUUCAACCACCCGAUCCCGAUGAACCUUGGGAUUUUGAGCUCCCUUCUUCAACCUCCAACACUCCCAUCUUUCAUAACCAAGCCUUCAACUUGCAGAGCAGCAAUGAGUUUGCAUUCUCGGUUGACCAUGUCAAUGACUUAUUGGAGUCUAGCACCGAUGAUACCACGAAUGGCGACGAGCUCCAAGUUCAUGUAGGGAAUGGGAGAAGUAAAGAUGUUGAUGAUCAUGGGUUAACUUUGAUCAGCCUCCUUUUCGAGUGUAGUGUUGCGAUCUCUGUCGACAAUCUUGUGGAGGCGCACCGAAUGCUUCUUGAACUCACUCAAAUGGCGUCACCUUAUGGGCAGUCGAGUGCAGAGCGUGUGGUUACAUACUUUGCAGCUGCCAUGUCUAGCAGAGUCAUAAACUCCAUAUUGGGAAUCUGCUCUCCUUUACUCGACUACAAAAGCAUAAGCAAUUCCUUCCAAAUUUUCAACAAUGUUUCACCAUUAAUCAAGUUUGCUCAUUUGGCUUCAAACCAAACCAUACUUGAAUCUCUCUCACAAUGUGUUGAUCCAAUUCAUAUCAUAGACCUUGACAUCAUGCAAGGCAUACAAUGGCCCCCACUUUUUCAAGCUCUCACCACGAAAAUGGACGAUUCCCGCUCUCGCCAUGUGAGGAUCACUGCCAUGGGAACCACCAUGGAGCUUCUCCUCGACACAGGAAAACAACUCUCAAACAUUGCUCGACAACUUGGCUUAUCUUUCGAGUACAACCCUAUUGCUACAAAGGUUGGAAAAGUCGACGUAUCAAUGGUGAAACUCCGACAAGGAGAGACGGUGGUUGUGAACUGGGUUCGACACUGUCUUUAUGAUGCAACCGGGUCUGAUUGGAAAACCCUUGGACUAAUUCAACAACUAGGACCUAAAGUUUUCACAUUUGUGGAGCAAGAUAUGUGCCAUGGAGGUUCAUAUCUAGAUCGCUUUGUUAGCUCUUUGCAUUACUAUUCUGCCAUUUUCGACUCUCUUGGAGCUUGUUUGAGCAGUAAUGACAGUAACAGAAAUCAAGUGGAGCACAAUAUUCUGUAUAGGGAGAUCAAUAACAUAUUGGCAAUUGGAGGGUCAUCAAGAAGUGGAGAGGAGAAGUUUAAGGAAUGGAGAAGUGAACUAAGAAAGUGUUUAAUGGAAGUUCCAAUGAGUGCAAACUCCAUGGCUCAAGCUUGGUUGAUGUUGAAUAUGCAAUCAAAUAAUCAAGGGUUUAGUCUUGUACAAGGGGAAGGUGGGGCACUGAAGCUUAGAUGGAAAGAUACAAGUCUCUAUACAGCUUCGUCCUGGACUCGUUGCAACGUGGGAGUUGCUUGAAUGGUUUCUAAGCUUAGAAAUUAGACGCUAAAAGUUUCGUAUUUAGAAAGUUUCGGUAUCUUUCAGUUUUGGAUUAUGUUAGGAUUGUGUUCUUAUUUAGUUUCUGCCAUAUUAUCGACAAAAUAUAUC
Molecule: messenger RNA, 1803 nt
Organism: Cucurbita pepo subsp. pepo (vegetable marrow)
Lineage: Eukaryota; Viridiplantae; Streptophyta; Magnoliopsida; Cucurbitales; Cucurbitaceae
Source: RefSeq, a predicted model, not a curated record